UCUUUUAGAAUUUCCAACGUAAGUCCAACGCCACCAUGGUCCAAAGUUAAGUGAUGGCAACAAUAAUUUGACAUUAUAAUUUAUAAAGUCUGUGGUUCACUCUCCUUGCUUGCUGCAGCAUUGGGAGUAGAAAAAUCGAUCCUGGCGUUUCAAGGAUAAUUUUCCAGAUUGAUUAGCUACAGUACAUACGUACUGUAACGACUUGGCGCGAAUAAGGACUGCUGGAGGAGACUAAAAUGAUGCAUCAGCAAUCCAUGAUGGUUGGAGACAUGAUACCCGUACAUUCUGAAAUACCCGUGCAUACAGAGGAGAUGAAUAAUGUUGGCUACGAGUCCAAUAGCAACUCGUAUGCUUAUGAUGACCUGUUCCCGGCUUUGCCUCACUCGCAGGCUCCAGUCCAACGCAACCUUCAACCCAUUAGCAACAAACUGAGGGUUGGAUCCUCUCUUCAUACUCAGGUUUUCCACGUGCCGUAUGAAGAAAGAAAACUGGACAACGCCAAUACUUUUGGCGAGGGCGAGUCGUUAAGGACAUGUCAGUCUAUUACUAAGGACACCGGCGCUCAUAUUGAAAUAUCAACUAGCAAGGAUGGAAGCCUGACAUUCCUUAUUACCGGAAAACAUAGUGCAGUCCUAGAUGCAAGGCGUUUGAUCCUUACCCACUUUCAACAACAGGCGAGCAAGCAAAUUUCUAUUCCCAAGGAGCAUCAUCGUUGGAUCCUUGGAAAGGGGGGUCUAAAGUUAAAAGAGUUGGAGAAAAUGACGGCUACUAAGAUCAGUGUUCCUGGAAUAGCAGAUAAUAGUGAAGUCAUCACUAUUACCGGAACCAAAGAGGGAAUUGAAAAGGCUGAACAUGAAAUUCGUGUUUGUUCUGAGGAACAGUCCCGAAAAGCUCUGGAGCGUAUAAUAGUCCCGAAGAUCUAUCAUCCCUUCAUCCAAGGACCAUUUGGUGAAACGGCGGAAGCUUUAAGUUCUGAGACCGGCGCUCGUAUACACAUUCCACCGGCUUCCACCAAAAGUGACGAGAUCGUUAUUGCUGGUGAAAAGAACGGUGUGCUGGCAGCCAAGGCAAGGAUCGAGCAGAUUUAUGAGGAGAUGGCAAAAAAAUGUUCAACUGUACGUGUCGAAGUGCCUAAGUCGCAGCACAAAUACGUUAUUGGAUCUCGCGGAACUACUAUCCAAGAGAUUUUGAAAGAAACGGGUGUUUCUGUGGAAAUGCCACCUCCGGAUUCACCGACGGGUACCAUUACUUUACAUGGUCCUCAUAACAAGAUUGGUCUUGCUCUAUCAAAGGUGUGUGAGAAAGCAAACUCUGUGAAAACUGCAACCGUUGAUGCCCCUACCUGGAUUCAUAAGUACAUAAUUGGAAAGAAUGGCUCUAAUAUUAAGAAGAUUACUCAGGACUUCUCAAAGGUGCACGUAGACAUUACACACUCUGAAGAUAAAGUCAAAAUUGAUGGACCUCCAGAGGAAGUUGAACGCGUCCAAGUGGAAUUGGAUAACUUUGUGAAGAACUUGCUUGCUACACAUACAUAUGUGGAGUUGACUGUUGACCCUAAAUUCUUUAAGCAUAUCAUUGGCAAAAACGGAAGUAACAUUAAUAGACUGAAGGUUGAGACUCGUGUAGUUAUAAAUAUUAUUGAGAGUGAAGGCAACAAUGUUAUACGCAUCGAAGGCAGCCAUCAAGGUGUCGACGACGCUGAAAGAGAACUGCGCGAAAUGGUUAUGAAGUUAGAGAACGAAAGGACGAAGGAAGUCUUUGUUGACCACAAAUAUAUUAAAUCAUUAAUAGGAGUUAGAGGUGACAGAAUAAAGGAAAUUCGUGAGAAAUUCGACCGAGUACUCAUAUCACUACCGGAUCAAGGUCAAAAGAGGAGUCCCAUCAAACUCCGAGGACCGCAGGAGGAUAUAGAAAAAUGUGAAUCACACCUCCAUAAACUGAUGAAAGAAAUUGCCGAAUCGUCUUACAUACAAGAAGUGCCUAUCUUCAAACAAUUCCAUAAGUUCAUUAUCGGUAAGGGUGGUGCUAAUUUAAGAAAGAUAAGAGACGAAACACAAACGCAGAUCGAUCUGCCUGCUGAAGGGGACGACAGCGAUGUUAUUACAGUGAGAGGUAAACGUGAAAACGUAGAGGAGGCCGUUAAAAGAAUACAACAAAUCCACAACGAGAAGGCGAACAUUGUCACAGAGGAGGUAACGAUAGCGCCUAAAUAUUAUAACUCACUGAUUGGUGCUGGCGGUAAACUUAUACAUUCUAUUAUGGAAGAGUGUGGAGGUGUUCUAAUAAAGUUCCCACCAGCCGAGAGUGAUAGCGACAAGGUUGUGAUAAGGGGACCGAUCGAGGACGUGGAGAAAGCUAAGCAGCAGUUGUUAGCACAUGCUUCGGAGCGCGAAUUGACAUCCCACACGGCCCACGUGCGAGCUAAACCAGAGCAUCAUAAGUUCCUCAUUGGAAAGAAUGGCGCUAACAUCAAGAAGAUCCGCGAGCAGACUGGCGCUCGUAUCAUUUUCCCUACUGAGAAGGAUGAGGACAAAGAAGCCAUUUUCAUCAUUGGUCGCGAGGCACAAGUGGAGGAGGCACGAAAGCAGUUGGAAGCCGCCGUUGCUGAAAUCAGCAACGUGUCCGAGGGUGAGAUGGCCGUGGACCCGCGCCACCAUCGACACUUCGUGGCUCGACGUGGAGAAGUGCUGAGAAGGAUCGCUGAAGACUGCGGGGGAGUCCAGAUAUCAUUCCCACGACAGGGAGUCAACAGCGAUCGCGUUGUUCUCAAGGGGCCUAAGGAAUGCAUUGAGGCUGCCAAGAAUCGGAUCACCGAGAUCAUUGAGGAUCUGGAAGCGAAGGUUACCAUUGAAUGUAUCAUUCCACAAAGACAUCACCGAACGGUGAUGGGGGCGCGCGGUGCCAAGGUGAAGGACAUUACAGCCGAAUUUGAUGUUCAAAUCAAGUUCCCUGAGCGAGACCUCACUGAGGGUGCUGAUAUUCCACUAAGAAACGAAGAUAACGCUGAACCAGGACAAAAUGACAUCAUCAGAAUAACUGGACGGCCGGAGAAUUGUGAAGCGGCCAAAAAAGCUCUGCUUGACCAAGUUCCUAUUACAAUUGACGUUGAAGUGCCAAAUGAUCUUCACCGUUUGCUCGCCGGUCAAAAGAGGAGGGAAUUGAUGCAGACCUAUGACGUUCACAUUCUAAUGCCACCACCAAAUGAAGAAGCCUCUGAUAUUGUGAAGGUCACCGGUACACCUACAAAUGUUGAAAAAGCAAAAGUGGCACUUGCUGAGAAGAUUGUAGAGAUGGAGAAAGAAAAAGAGGAUAGGAUUCUGAGAUCGUUUGAGCUGAAAUUCAAAGUGGACCCUGAAUACCACCCUCUUGUUAUUGGUAAAGGUGGCUCAGUGAUUACUAAGAUUCGCACAGAUUACGGAGUACAAAUAAAUCUACCAAAGCGAGGUGAACCCGAUGAUGACAUUAUCACCAUACAAGGAUACGAAGAUAAGGCACAUCAAGCCAAAGAAGCCAUUAUGAAUAUAGUUCACCAACUUGAUAACCAAUAUCGUGACGAGGUGGACAUCGAUCCCCGCGUCCAUAGAAGACUGAUAGGUCUACGAGGAAAGAACAUAAGGCGCAUUAUGGACGAGUACAAAGUUGAUAUUCGUUUCCCGAAACAAGGAGACGACAGCAUCGUUAUAAUAACCGGCGAUGAAGACAACGUUCUCGACGCCAAAGACCACCUUCUCAAUCUAGCCGAGGAAUACUUGCAAGACGUAGUGGACCGCUACCAGAGGCCGGCCGGUCCAUCUCUGGGCGAUUUCGGGGACGUUCUCAACACUGAGAAUACAAAUAACGGCGGCGCUGCUGCCGUUCAGCCGUCCGGCGGGUUCGUGGUGAAGGGCGGGCCGUGGGAGCAGCGCGCCCCCGACACAGCCUCCACCCACGAGUUCCCAACAAUGCCGGGAGCUCCACGAGCGGCGGCAAACCCCACGCCCUCCUCCGCGUGGGGCCCUCGCCGCUAAGAUAAUACCCGUGACACAAGAUCCGCCUUUCUAAAACCACCAUAUCCACAUACAUAUACUUGAAAACUUUUCAGUUACAAUGAACUUCAAACGAAAUCCUUGCGAUCUAUGCGUAAAACUUUCUUGUGAUUUCAUACCUUACCUUACUCACUACGAAGGUCAUGUAAUUUUAUUACUUACAGUGGAUAUUUUGAAUAUUCCUCGUGAUUGGAGUUUGUGAUUAUUAUGCAUUAUAUAUAAUACAUUAAAUACAUAUUACGUGUAGUCACUUCGUAACGGUUUAGGCGUCUAUCUGUUAUGGGAAUGUAUACCGGUAUUUACCAUGAUAAAAUAAAUUCACUUUUACGAUUACUCAGUACAUUUUAGUGUCGUUAAUGCCGAAUUAAGCCAUAUGAUAUAUAACGAAAAGUAAUUUUUUUUAGAAAUGCCAUCGUUCGGUUUGCGUAGAAUAUUACUUUGAUACAUUUGCAUAAUUUUAAUAUAUUCUAGAAUGAUACGAUAAAUAUACGUUAAUAUAUAUUAUACAUAUUUAAUUGUUUACAAUAAUUAAUUAUUUUCAAGCAAGUUAGUUUUAAGGUUUGGAGAUUUCGCACAUUUUAAUAUUUUAUUUUCAAUUGCAUAAACGAAUGUUAUUUUUUCUUGUAAUUAUGCUAUCAAUUAUAUUUUUUUGUUCUAUUAAACUAGAUAUGGCUCUUAGUUGCACCUCCAAGCUUUAAACAUAACAAUGAAUCUUGAAAUGUUACGUUGUACUUAUUGCUUGAAAAUAUUAUGCAAUAAUUUUUUCAUAAUAAUUGUUUUUUUUUUCUAUAUUAUGUUUUUAAGUGUUGCCUAUAACAUUAAUAAAUCAUUAUUAAUAAGACGAGAAUGAAUAUUUUUACAAAGUAAUUUGUACAUAUGUGUUUGAAAUAUUAAUAAAAUCUUUUACAGGA
Messenger RNA from Danaus plexippus (monarch butterfly), 4936 nucleotides. It is a transcript of the gene Dp1, whose product is annotated as vigilin. The record is from RefSeq and is a predicted model, not a curated record. Gene Ontology annotation, cellular component: cytoplasm; nucleus. The transcript has 17 exons. Gene Ontology annotation, molecular function: mRNA binding. The coding region runs from base 237 to 4007 and encodes 1256 amino acids. NCBI's taxonomy places the organism in Eukaryota, Metazoa, Arthropoda, Insecta, Lepidoptera, Nymphalidae.